AUGCUCAUGAUUCAAUGCUCUCAACUGCAUUAUAUUUUGAUCUUUGUCUUAUUCAGUGGAAAAAUUAGAAAGUCGGCCCAAUGUAGAACAGGCCUUCAAGCUGAUAGACUGUCAGGAGAAUUCAAGGGCAAAUCUGCGGUUCAAGAUGAGGCACAAAACCCAAGCCCGAGGCUCAAGUCUUACUACCAUCAGAUUCAGACUAACCAAGAAUCGCAAAACGUAAACGAGUAUAGCAGUCCAGUCUCCAAAGCUGAAGAAGCGUCUUCGGUUGAAGUGCCACCUAACACACCGCCGUCUUCAAAAAAUGAUACUUUCGAACAACCCCCCAAGGAUCCUUCGGAAAUAAUCCCAUCGAGCACAAGCUUAAUCUCACCCAAAGUCGCAACUCCGCACCACGAUGUAAAACCGAAGGUCGCCGAAAUCUCGCCGACUCCAUCUUCAGAAUCUCUUUCGAAACCACACGUGGGUUAUGGGAAGCAGCAGAGCAUGAUCAUCACAAGAGACCUCCUUAUCGCCAUCUCAGUCCUUGCAUUAUCCAUGCUCUCUCUCGGCAUCAUAUGGUUCGCGCUGAUCGUGUUCCAGCCUAUGAUCAGAUCAUCACGGAUGAGGCUUAAACCACGAUCGUGGUUCAAGAAAAAUACAAAACCGAAUGAUCCACCUCAGUGGUGGACUCAGUUUCCUAUAAACUCCCAACUGUCAGAAGCUGAGGCCUUGUCCAUUACCAGAAAUUUUACCGGAGGUGCCAAUGCAGGGAGGUCUCAAUUUGGAUCAACAAGCGAAAUGGUAGCCGCAUUCACGCCUAGGAAAGUCAGUUGGAAUAUGCACACAGGAUUGACCGAACAAGUCGAAGUCUUGGAGGAUCCAGAAAGUCAAUGGAAACCAGACAACGCUCCGAGCGGAGAGAACCCCAUCCCGCAUAGUCGACUCGAGACCUGGCUGAGGGGGACUGAUGAGAUGAGGGGAAAGUUGUUCUUAGCCACUUCUGUCUUCCAAAAGGAUCCAAGCCUGUGUCUGACGAAAGAAUCCGCUCUAAUGCGCGGGUUGCCUUCGUUGGGUCCUUCUGAUUCGGCUUCCAGAUUAUGAUCUUCUUGUCUGCUUUACGGUUCCAGCUUUCACGCAACACAUUUAUCAACAAACAUUGCAUUUCUUCCCUUGUUCAACUCUGGUCAAG
Messenger RNA from Puccinia graminis f. sp. tritici CRL 75-36-700-3, 1171 nucleotides. RefSeq lists its product as uncharacterized. The transcript is spliced from 4 exons. Bases 1 to 1083 code for a protein of 360 amino acids. Lineage: Eukaryota; Fungi; Basidiomycota; Pucciniomycetes; Pucciniales; Pucciniaceae. The record is from RefSeq and is a predicted model, not a curated record.